GUAUCGCUAUCGCUGUAAAUUUCACACUACCCAAUUAAGUUUCUUUGCGCUUGUUUUAUACUUUAAUUUACAUCACCCUAAACCGUAAUUUCCUGGCAGUAAAAUUAACGCUUCGGCCAUUAUUCACGUGAAGCUUCAAUGCGUUUACCUAUCUAACUGUGAAAAAAAAAGUGAGCACCCGUAAUCUUGCCAAUACCCGCUUUCCUGUCAAAUAAUUUACGUUCGGCUACGUGGCAUGACAAAAUACAGGCAAUUUGGCGUCGCGGGCACGCAUUAUCAAUGACAUGUCAUUUGCGACGGUGCGUAUGCGUAUGCGCAUGUAGCAGCGUGGCGACGGCGGCGGCGGCGGCGCUGCGCUUGCACAGUGUAAUUGCAAUUAUACGAGCGCAUCGUAAGCAUACAAAGUUUUCUAGACAAUUUACUUGCUCCUUUCUCAAUUUAGCUACGAUCCGUCUGCAUAGCGCACGACUAUUAGCGGGCCGGGCUGCGCGGGCGCAGAGUCGGCUGGAAACGGCCCCCGAUCACGAGCCCAGUAAUUCAUGCAAAUCUAUACGAUGUAAAGUAUCUAAUUCGAUCGGUCUGAAACAAAAACAAGCCUUAAUGUUUAGGUGGGCCCGGCUACUGAGCAGCGGGAAGCCUUCAUUACGCGCACAAUCAAAUCUGUCUACGACGGGCUGAGCAGCGGAGUGGUGAAACAGCGACUGCGGAGCAGAUCGGCACUACGGCAGCGGAGUGGCAGAGCAACGGCAGCGGAGUGGCAGAGCGACGGCAGCAGAGUAGCAGUUCCGCGGCAACGGAGUAGCAGAGCGACAGCAGCGGAGUAGCAGGGCGACGCAGCUGGCAACAUGAUGUGACGCCACCUCCACGCAAAACACUGUAGAACCAUACUCACUUGCUCUUUUUCAGAUGCGAACCCGCCAACGCUAAACAUGCCGGCCGAGGAAGAACCGGGGGCGGCGAUGGAGGGCCGCGAGUGCGCCGACGGCUCCCCGCAGCAGUUCUGCCUGCGCUGGAACAACUACCAGAGCAACCUGGCCAGCUGUUUCGACCAGCUCCUGCAGACCGAGUCCUUCGUGGACGUGACGCUCGCGUGCGAGGGCCAGAGCCUCAAGGCGCACAAGGUGGUGCUCUCCGCCUGCAGCCCCUACUUCCAGACGCUGUUCAUGGACAACCCAUGCCGGCACCCCAUCAUCAUCAUGCGCGACAUCAAGUACUGCGACCUGAAGGCGGUGGUGGACUUCAUGUACCGCGGCGAGAUUAAUGUGUCCCAGGAUCAGAUCACGGCGCUGCUGAAAGUGGCGGAGAUGUUGAAGAUCCGCGGGCUGACGGACGUGAGCGGAGAGCACGGGGUGCUGCGAGCCGGGGGGCUGUCGGCGGGGCCCGGGGGGGAGCCGCGGGUGCCCAAGCGGCCGGUGAGCAGGGCCGAGGAGACGCCGGCCAAGUCGCGCCGCAGCUCGCCCGGCAUGAGCCCGACGCCGCGCCGCACGCCGCCCGCGCCGGGGCCCACGCCGCCCGCGCCGCCCGACGCGCCGCCGCCCGCGCCGCUGCACGCCGACGACGUGGACAUCCGCCCCGGCAUCGCCGAGAUGAUCCGCGAGGAGGAGCGGGCAAAGUUAAUGGAAAACUCUCACGCCUGGCUCGGCGCAUCGACAUCAUCUAUAGCAGCAGACAGCUACCAGUACCAGCUGCAGUCCAUGUGGCAGAAGUGCUGGAACACCAACCAGAGCCUGGUCCACAACUUGCGCUUCCGCGAGCGCGGGCCGCUGAAGUCCUGGCGCCCGGAGACCAUGGCUGAAGCCAUCUUCUCUGUCCUGAAGGAGGGGUUGUCACUGUCGCAAGCUGCCAGGAAAUAUGACAUCCCGUACCCGACGUUCGUGCUGUAUGCCAACCGAGUUCACAACAUGCUGGGGCCCAGUGCCGACGGCGGAGCAGAUUUAAGGCCGAAGGGUCGCGGGCGGCCGCAGCGCAUCCUGCUGGGAGUGUGGCCCGACGAGCACAUCCGCGGCGUGAUCCGCGCCGUCGUGUUCCGCGACACGCACGCCCCGCACCCCGCGCACCCGCCGCUACCCUCGCACCACAUCAAGGAGGAGGCCCUGCCCGUCUUCCCCGCCAUCACGGACGGCAUGACGGUGGUGCCGCCGGCGUACGGCGCCGUGCCGUGCGGCAACGGGCGCGAGGGCGGCGUGUCGCCCAGCGCGGCGGCGGCGGCGGCCGUGGCGGCCGUGGCGCACGGGCUGCGGCGGCAGAUGUGCAACAUGGUGGUGGCGGCGCAGCGGCCGGCCGAGCACGCCGCGCACCUGGGCCUGCCGCCGCUGCCGCUGCAGUCGCCGCGGCUGCCGUCGCCCAUGUCCUCGGGACUGGAGUCUCCGCUUUGCUCGCCGCCGCCGCCGGGCCACGCACUCGAGCCGCCCAAGCCCAGCGACGCGUACCGCCCGUUCGCCUCGCCGCGCCCCGACAGCCGCUACUCCGUGUCCGACGUGCGCGACCUGGUUGAGCCGGAGAUGGGCCCGCCCAAGACCCCGCUGGGCCUGGCCAAGAACGGCAAGGAGCUGUCCACGGUGGUGCCGGUGAAGAUGGAGCCGCCGGGCGUGGAGGCGCGCGCGGAGCACAUGUGAAGCGCGGCGGCGGGCGCGGGCCCCGCCCCCCCGCACGCCCCGCCGCCGCCGCCGCUGCCCGCCUACCCCUACUUCGUGCCCAACCGCCACUCCGUCGGGUACUUCUAGGCGCCGAGUACGAGCUGUCUCUGCACCUACACCUCUCCGCAGACGACACAUAUUUAAUCAUGUUUAUUAUAUUGGCAUUAUUUUAUAUUAUAAAUACCUACUAAUUAUUAUUUAAAGAAGACUAGCUGUGCAAUAUUGCUUGUUAUUUAAUAUUGAGUUAUAUAAGAAGAAAUAAUAUUUUUAGUUUAUGACUAUUUUUUGUAUACGUUAUUAUACUGUUUUAGUUCUCCCAAAUAAGUUGGUAGCAGCGUAUUGAGCUGCUAAUUUGUUUAUUGAUGAUGUAUAUAGCCGCGGGAGGCCCUCCUCCUCGCUUAGACCCGCUUCAUGUGGUUUCCCAAUCUACGCAUAAGUAGAUUGUCGAUCUUAAUAUAUUAACAUUACAUAAAUUUAUAGUAAUUAGAUCCAUUGCUAUUGUAGGGAGAUCAAAAAUUAAACGAUUCGGCCCGUUUCAAAAAAGACUGUUUGGUAUACCUAUUCAUUAAAUGUAGAAACAUACCUAAUAUGUAAGAGAAUUAAAAAUUGUGUGUAAUUGAGGUACCCACCCCUGACCCCUGGUCAGUAGGCCUGCGCUGGGCGGGCCGCGGUGGGUGCCAUCAUGUCACUAUUUGUCUUUGUGUAGUUGUGGAGGUCGCCCAAUGGCGUCCUCCCAGUAAAUGAUAAGUUCAUGAUAGCCAGUAGUGAUGGGCGCCCGGGCAGGCCCCAACCACCUCGCCUCGGCGCUCCAUCGCCCAUACUUGUCUAUAUUAACCAACACGUGCAAGUCUGUGCAUCAUUGUAAUCAUAGCAAUAGCCACGGUUUGGCUAUUGUUAUCUUUAUCAAGAAGGUUCUAUACCAUUUAGAGGCUACUAAGCCAAAAGGCGGUCUGGUAUUACGCAUUUGUCUUUCUGGUAGCACCUCCGUACAGGCGCAGUAUGUAUGUGAAUGCUUCUUAAAUUAUGAGCAUUGUUCUCGGAGGUCUAUGUUGCAUGUCGAUUAUCGAAUCAUGCAGUAGAAGUCAGAUCCUGAGACCUGCUUUACUACGACUACAAGUAGCUAGUUCAUACGUUUCAAAUUAUACUUUAGAAUAGCUUAAUGUAUCAAUGUGUAGCAAUCGAUCAGAUUUAACCAUGUUGAUGACAUUGAAAUGUCACAAAGAUAACAAGUCUUCAAGCCAAGCUCGGUUACUUAGCUGAACACUCACAAGUAAUGAGCUUUAAAUAUAUUUUUGUGAUCAUUUAGUGUUGUUAGUGUGAUGUUAAGAACUUAAAAUGUACAAAUUUGUUUUAAUAUCUUCUCUGACUCGAAGUAAAUUACUUUUUUAUUAUAUAUUUGGCGUAAAAUUAUUGUAGUAGGAGUUUCUUGUCACAGGGGUAUACCAUUUCCUUAUACAUUGUUGGCAGCAAUUCGUUGGCGAUUUGUUCAGUGUUAACAAUUUUUGGUGGGUUGAGGCUGGGCGGCUCGCGUGGGUCCGACGCACGCUCGGCCCACAUGAGGCCACGCACGGCCCACACGCGGCCACGGCACGCUUGGGCCACGGCGCGCGCGCCCACGCCCGCCGCCGCAGCCUGGCAAGUCGCGUCGCAGAUAGUAUCGAGAUGUAUUUGUAAAAUAAGUCUCCAAGUGGCCUUGAUACUUCACUAUUAUUUGGGGUUCGGAUAAACGUUUCGGUUAAAGUUUGGAAUUAGUGUGUAAAGAAAAAAAAGACCAAUUAUGAAAAGAAAUACAAUUGCAACUCAAAUUUAGUGUUGAGACUAUUUGGCUAUCCUUUUGGAAAUAAUAUAUAAUCUAGGAAAAUUUUAAAAUUAAAAAAAGUUAUAUAAUGGCCUACCUUUCGGAUAAAUUGCGUAAAUUUUGGUAAAUGUUGUUACGCAUAUUUUCUAAUUGUCUAAGUCUAGGCUAAUGUGUUCAAAAAAAAUGUAAAAAUUUAAAAUUUUGAAAAAGUAGAAAGUGCCUUCCAAAUUUUUGACCACAGUGAGAGUUGGGAUGGGUGCGGCGAUGAACAGCUUGGCGCGCCGAGCGGCGCGAGCAGUGGCGGGCCGGCCAAGCAGCGCCGCGCCGGCCAAUCCGUGCCGGGCCGGCCAAGCGGCGUCGGCCGCGGGAUGCUUGGCCGUCCGCGCCUGUUAGCGCCGCUCGGACGCUGUGUCAACGUGCUUAGCUAUAAAAAAAGUUUAGAUUAAUAAAUUCAAAAUUAUUAUUAUAAAAAAAGUUGAAAACAUUGACUAUACAUAUAUAGAAAAAUUGAAAUUUUAUAUUUGGCCGAUAUGUGGUAAUACCCUGACAGGCAAGCGUUUGUUGUCGAUUAGGUGUCAAAAUUAAUUAUAUUUUUUUUAAAUGGUUACUGACUAAAAUUGGAAUACAACGCAGAAAUUGCAACGUGCCAUUAGUUUGAACUGAAUCUUUGCGGUUCAUUUCGUCUUACUUGUGGAUUUGUAGUUAUAAUUAUUAAUUUAUUGGAAAAUAUAUAACAUUUCGAAUACCUACAUUGGUUAAUAUAAGUAUACCUACCUAUAUUAUUUUCGUGAUAGUUAAGUAAUAUUUUACACGUAGUAUUAUUGUCUAUUGAGGCGGUUUUGGUUUGUAAUUUAUAAAUAUAGACAUUAAUUUAUUACAUACCUAAUAUAAAUAGUUAUGAAUUAUAACUGGCGACUAUGUCUUACUACAUGACACCACAGUAUACUUUUUAUUAUUAUUUUUGUGAUAUUUUUUAUUAUGUUUUAUAAAAAGAACAAUGAUUUGUUUCUCAAUCUACAUUUACUAUUAUUAUAAAAUAUGGUAAUUAUUUAUAAAUGACAAUUACGUAGUUACAGCAGAUAAUUAUUCUAUAUUAUCUUGAUUCAUUAUGAUUUGAUGAUUCUCACAACCACCUCGUGAGUCAGAAGCGAGAAUGAAGCUAUUGGCUUGUGCUAAUGGCGUUACUAAAAUAUGUAUCUGCAACCUUUAACCAUAAGAUUAAUUGAUGUUAAAAAUACAAUCAUAUAAAUGUAGAGUAUAUAAUUAUAAUAAUAACUGUUGAGGUAACAGUAUGAUCUAUUCUAUCCAUCGCUUCGACUCCUAAACGUUCUAGAUUGCAUAUCAUUAGCCACAUCUCAUUAAUUUAGACAUAGGUACAUACCUACAAGUGAAAUUCUAGUUUUCUGUCUGUGAUUCAGAAAAUCAUAAUUUAUAUUCCCGCUUCUUGAACGGUAUCUAAGCAUAACAAACGGCUUGACGUCAGUUUAAUUGUCCCGAUUUGCUUCGGACCUAAAAUAAGUAUACUUAUUUAUUUGAUACUUGAUUUGUAUUUAACUAGUUUUGAAGUUUUUGUGAAAUAGUACUGUAGGAACGACACGAGGUGACAAAGUCGAAGUGGGUUGAUGUCCGACUGUUGAUGUAUGUACCAGGUAUAGGCAGCUUCAUCAUAAUGGUCGAGGGAAAGGAAGCUAACCCAAGGUACCGAAAGCCACCUGAAUAACAAAACACAUUUAAGGUGUUUUAUUUGUAACAAAAAUAUAUUUAAUUACUUGUUUAAGUACCUACCUACGUAAAGUGCAUCAAUUAACGGGGCAUAAACUACUCGACUUCAUUAAAUAAAUAUUAAUUGAUUUUAAUGUAUCAUAGUAAGUUGCAAUAAAGAUUGUCGUUAAACUGAUUAUGUUACUGAGUACCUAUUCAAUUAUUGUUGUUUUAAGAUUUGCAUUAAUUUAAUUAUCAACCUACUUAUUUAACUUUUGUUCCUAAUGAUUAAAUGUAACUGCAGUGUUAUAUUCACCGUCGAUGUAUUAUUAUUAUGAAUCUGUAUUGAGUAAAUGAUCUUUUGAAUGUACGCAGACAUUAUGAGAUAGAUAGCCAAACAUGUUGAUGUCUGUUUUGUGUCAAGUACAAUGUAUUGAUGUUUCGUCCUCAUUUCAUCAACUUAUCAUUAAAUAUUAUAUCGAUACCAGUGUAAUAGACAGUUUUCGGGAUUCCCCGAUUUAGUUUACCGUAUUAAGUUUAGUAACUUCAUGCGAUCGAUGUAUUCAUGUCUCAAAUGCAAACAUUAAGUAAUUAUUAAGUUCGUUAUUGUCACCGUGUACCGUUGUCUGAAUGAAUAUGUAAAUUUAGAUCAAA
Plutella xylostella (diamondback moth) is the source of this 6789-nucleotide messenger RNA. The record is from RefSeq and is a predicted model, not a curated record. NCBI's taxonomy places the organism in Eukaryota, Metazoa, Arthropoda, Insecta, Lepidoptera, Plutellidae.